CUAGAGGGAUGGCUCCUGGAAGACUGUGCCUAUAUAAUGUGGCAAUCCACUUGCUGUCUGGGGAGCUGUACUCAGACGAUCACUCGAAGUUUGUCCAUCAUGAAGCUCUCUCUGUUUGUGGGCUGUGUGGCGGUGUCUAUCCUGGCUGCGGCCUCAGAACAGACAUUCGAUUCAAUUCUGGAUGAAGACUGGAGGAACUGGAAAUCAGAGCAUGAGAAGCAGUACACUGAGGGUGAAGAGAGCUACAGGAGAAUGGUCUGGGAGGACAAUAUGAGAUUCAUCAAACAACACAACCUGGAGCAUUCGAUGGGAAAACACGGAUUUACCGUGGGAAUGAACCAUUUUGGAGAUCUGACAAAUAAAGAGUUUAAUGAACUCAUGAAUGGAUUCAGACCAUUAGAUUCUAAUAACGUGAAUGUAGUUGAUGAAUUUGGUGGUGACCGAAAUGAUGAGGAGGCCGAUGAAGAUGAAAAUGAUGAUUAUCUGGAAGAUGCCACUGUUGACUGGCGUGAAAAAGGAUAUGUGACUCAAGUGAAAAACCAGGGAAAUUGUGGUUCCUGCUGGGCUUUCAGUGCGACUGGGGCCAUUGAAGGACAGUGGUUUGCCAAAACUAAACAACUGAUUCCUCUUAGCGAACAGCAGCUGGUUGACUGUAGCUCAUUAUAUGGAAACGCUGGCUGCAGAGGUGGAUGGAUGUCAAAUGCCUUUGAAUAUGUAGUCAAUAGUGGUGGCAUCAAUUCUGCUACAGAUUACCGUUAUGUAGCAGAGCAAAAUAACUGCUCAUUUAUGAUAAACAAGAUUGCUGCCAAGAUCAAACACUAUGCCUUUGUCAUUCGAAGAGUUAAAUAUUUAUCAAGAGCAGUGGCAAGGAUUGGACCAAUAUCUGUUGCUAUUGAUGCAAGUAAAAGAAGUUUCCAGUUUUAUAGACAAGGAGUUUACAAUAAUCAACAAUGCUCUGCACAUCUCCCAAACCAUGCAGUGUUGGUGGUUGGAUUUGGAAAAAUGGACAACAAUGAUUAUUGGCUGAUUAAAAACAGUUGGGGAACAGGUUGGGGUGACCAAGGUUACAUCAAAAUAUUGAAGAGUCGAGCAAAUAUCUGUGGAGUUUUAAAUUACGCAGUCUAUCCAAUUGUGUAAGGAGUCAGAUGUUAAACUCGAAGUUCAUUGAACUCCGCCUGAAAGAAUGAUGGAAACAAUCUGCUGAUGCUGACUCAUUUGACACCACUGCUUUAACUCUUGCUGCAAUUUGAAAGCGUGAAAUAAUAUCAGAUUCUGCAUAUUUUGAUAGCUUCAUGUAAAGGCCACUGUCAUUGUGUGUUUGAUACAUGUAACCACUGUAAUAUCUAAGUGACUACAAUCUCCAGCUUGUGGAGAGACAAUGGCCUGAAUCUACUGCUGAUGUUGAGCGAUAUAAUAAACACUGCCAGCAAUCA
Messenger RNA from Stegostoma tigrinum, 1433 nucleotides. Its product is annotated as procathepsin L-like. Bases 37 to 1137 code for a protein of 366 amino acids. Gene Ontology annotation, biological process: immune response. The record is from RefSeq and is a predicted model, not a curated record. Lineage: Eukaryota; Metazoa; Chordata; Chondrichthyes; Orectolobiformes; Stegostomatidae. The transcript is spliced from 8 exons. Gene Ontology annotation, cellular component: lysosome. Gene Ontology annotation, molecular function: cysteine-type endopeptidase activity.